UCACCGGCGCAAGAAAGAGAGAGAGAGAAAGACAGACAGAGAGAGAGAGAGAGAGAGAGAGAGAAAGAGGGAGAUGGGAGGCACCCAGUUAAUAGAUUUCAUAAGAUCCUGUUCACAAGUGGAGAUGCUGCUGUGCGCCAGGCUGUGAUGUGCGCCAUCAGAGCGGCUUCAUCUCAGCCACCACAAGAGACAGACAGAGAGAAGCUCGGGAAGGAACAGGAUGAAGCUGUUCUGCAGGAACCACUCUCACACCACUCCCGAGGGAAGCCCUGCGUUUGGAGCGACUCUACGGUUCCGUGCGCUGUGGUAGAAAACUAGGAAGUUAACUUUGGGUUUUCUCCUGCUGGUUUGAUUGAUGGAAAGCUCAGGCGUCCUGUUUAUGACUGAGACGCUGUAAUUACACCCAAAACAACUUUUGAUGGACAUUCCGUGGCUGCUGACCACGGAGCAGAAGGCUCAGAAUUAUGCGCAUCUCCAAACGAGGACGCACGCGGUUAUCUGUAGAUGAUUGACUGUUAGAAUCCCUUGUGUUCAGACCCGCUUCGUGCGCACAACCCAAAAUGAGAUUAUUAUCCACUGAGAUCCUUUUCUUCAAGGCAGACAUGAAGUGACAGUGGAAAAAAAACUGACCUAAAGCUGCGCGUUAAAGAAGAAGCAACUCUCCACAGACAGAUUUACGCAGCGGGCAGUGUCACGGAACAGCUCAGCGUUUGUUCCAGAACAAUCUGUUCGACAAAUUGGCCGAGACUUUUUAAUUAAAAGGUGCUGAUCCGCGUCUUGACGCACUGCCCAGGACUGUUGGUGUGAUCAGAAUGGACUUGGAAGACUUGCCGUGGAAGAUGCGGGGACGCCUGGAAAUGACGCCAGAAGUAAUUGAAAGCCACUAAGGUAGAUAAUAACCCCGCAGAGCUGAUCUAAACAUGGCCUCAGUGCUGGACAGCAGCUGCUCCAUGGAGCUGAGCAGUUGGAACAGCAGCGUGAGCGGAUCUGGAGGCUCCGUCCCCUGUAACCAGAGCGUCCUGAAAGCCGCUCCUUACUCCCCCGAAGCCACUGCGGCCUUCGCCACAGCCAUAACUCUGAUGGUGCUCUUCACUAUCGUGGGCAACAUCAUGGUAAUCAUUGCUGUGCUGACCAGCAGGUCGCUGCGUGGUCCACAGAAUCUGUUCUUGGUGUCUCUGGCUGCUGCGGAUAUCCUGGUGGCCACCCUCAUCAUCCCGUUCUCACUGGCCAACGAGCUCCUUGGCUACUGGUACUUCAAGUCUCUGUGGUGUGAGAUCUACCUGGCGCUGGACGUGCUGUUCUGCACUUCCUCCAUUGUGCACCUGUGCGCCAUCUCCCUGGACCGCUAUCUCUCCAUUUCCAGGGUCACCUACGGGCGUCAGCGGACUCCCAAACGCAUCAAAGCAGCCAUAGUGGUGGUGUGGUUGAUCUCUGCCAUCAUCUCUUCCCCUCCUCUUCUCUCGCUGAACAAAAGCGAGACCGGAGAUCAAGGCAGCGAGCGAGGACCCCAGUGUGAGCUCAACGACGAACGCUGGUACAUCCUCUACUCCACCAUCGGCUCCUUCUUCGCCCCCUGCCUCAUCAUGAUCCUGGUCUAUUUGAGGAUCUACCAGAUAGCCAAACAGAGAACACGCUGCCCACCAGGAGAGCCCAGGAAGGAUGGCGUCGGCUGUGCCACACCAGGUCAACCUGCGAGGCAUGUGGAGGCCAAUGGGAAGGAGGAGAAGGAGACCACACCCCCAACAUCCAGUAAGACCUCCAGCGUCAGACCUCCGACCCUCGCCAUCGCUUCUUCUCUAUCACAAGAGGGGUCUCCAAGAUCCCAGAACCCCACAGACAAUAACCUCCUGCAGCCCCCACACAUUUCUGAAGCGGUGACCCCCGACACGGCCUCCUCAGAGCACCCUUCGGACCCCGUCAGGAGUAACGAGGAGGAGAAGAAGAAAGCUAAGCGACUGGGAGAUAAAAAGGCUGACAACAACAAUGGUGAUAGCUCCAGCACAGAGAGCGAGAUGGAGCACAGCCAGGGUGGGGGUCACGGCAGCGCCAGCAUGCCGGGGUCACCCGCAGGGGGCAGCUUCCGCUCCCCAGUCUCAAUCAAACGCUACCGGGACAUGCUCGCCACUUCAAAGGGGAGUCGGCUGGUGCCGGGCAGAAAAUCCAAAACUGACAACAACCCCGGCGCGGCCAGGCGUAAAGCCAUGAUCAACAGAGAGAAACGUUUCACUUUCGUCCUGGCAGUGGUCAUCGGGGUCUUUGUGGUCUGCUGGUUCCCCUUCUUCUUCUCCUACUCCCUACAGGCAGUGUGUCCAGAGACGUGCGCCAUACCGGAUCCACUCUUCAAGUUUUUCUUCUGGAUCGGUUAUUGCAACUCCUCACUCAACCCGGUCAUAUACACAAUCUUCAACAAAGACUUCAGACAAGCCUUCAAGAAGAUCUUGUGCAGCGGCACCAAAGGUACAUUCUAUUAGGGUCAAAUAUUACGGGCGACACACGUGGACAAAAAAGCACUAUCUUAAGACGCAGAAGAAAAAAAGAAAAAAAACUCAGAGCACAUAAAAGGGCUGUCUGAAAGCAUUUCAACUGCGGAGGGUGACAGUUUCUAUAGACAACAUUCGCACAAACAGAGACUGAAAAUCACAGCUCACGUCUCGUUGACCAAAUUUUGAUACGUCCUCUUCCUUUGACCACAAUCUGAGACAGGACUUAGUGGAUGCAGAUCUAGAAUCAGGAGAGCUCCUCACCACUUCAGUGUUACUGAUAAGACUUGGCAGGAAGUAAAAAAAAAAAAAAAAAUUGGUGAUGAGGAAAAUAGGGUAGAGCAGGAAAAGAAGGAAAUUCUUCUACUUUUAUUGAAUAUAGAAAAAAUGAUUAUAAAAAUUGAAUUAAGUACAGAAAUCUUUAAUGAAUGACAUAUUUAUUGUUUUAAACUCCAGAAAUACUGGAAAAGGGAAACUGGUGGGAAAAAUUAAGAAAUUAAGAAAAAGAAAAAAAAAAAAACGUAACAAAAAAAGUGACCUUAGAUUGCCGUAAGCCUGUACGGCCCUUUUUUUUUCAUCAAUACAGAGCACAAGGAGCCCACAAGGAUGGUGGGGAUUUCUUACAUCUGCAGUCUUAAUUUGCCCCCGCUGUAGGGCAAACAUGUGUUUCUCCUGAUUGUAUCUCAACAACAAGCCUCGGUUUCUGAUGUUCAAGGUAACGGCACAGACAAGGGCAGCCUUUCUUACUGGACCGAGGACAGACAUGUUCACGUCACAGGCACAGGGUGUGCCUGAGUGGACACUCAGGUUGUCUGUAACAGCACACACUCUCCUCUCAUCCUGACACACUGGAUCAGCCCAACAAGCCUGCUGGAUUUGAGGGACUGAGAAGGAAGCUACAUGAACCUUAUUGAGAUGUUUAGGUGAGACGGUGUCAUCUCCCUUCUCCUCCUCCCAUUUGCACCUCCUCCUCCUUGUUGCUGUUUCCCUGUUUCUUUUCAUCUGACAAUCUCCAGUGUCCUAAGCACCCGCUCUAAUCAGCACUGGGAUGUUUAGUCAUGUACAGUAAUGUGACUUGGCCUCAUACCAGGGAGAUAUUUACGUUAGGCAGAUGAACAAUGCAAAUAUGCAUGUGAAAAUGAUAGCACCAAUUACACCUACACACACUCUUUAUGGGGGAACCAUUUGGCUGACUCACUCUGAUCAUCACCUGCAGGGUAGCUCUCUCCCAUCGCCGUGUUUGGAUGAAAGAUGAACGGUGCAUUUAUUUUUUCUCAUGAAGUGACUCGGGCUCCCUCUGUUUUCUCGCCAAAAAAAAAACAAAACUCAAAAAUGUGUCUGUAACCGUGAACAGCACAACAGGCUAUUGACUCAAUGGGACAAGGGCUUUCAGCAGUGACACUUCACUUUUACUGAUUUGUCUAGUUACGCUGACCAGUGUGUGUGUAUGUGUGUGUGUGUGUGUGUGUGUGGCAUGCGUGUCGACUUUAAUGUUUUGGUUUUCUUUUUUUCUGCUGCUCUGUUCUACAGAUCUACUGUAAUAUUCAUUAGAACUGAGACCAGCAGGGUGCGCUGGGCUGUCUUCACACAUGAAUGUUUCACUGCAUAGAAAGAUCAGUGGCUGGGAUUGUAUGUAGAAACCCAUGUGGAAAGAGUAAGGUGGUGCAGUGUUUUUCCAAGGGAUUCAGCUGGACCCUGAACUGGGCCGCGGUGCAGCCCCACAUGGACACAUUGACUGAAUGAAUAGUCAAAGUCUUACUGAGUUAAUAGUUUUUUUUUUAAAACUCAUCACCAUUAAGGGACCAAAGGGCCACAAAUGACUCUGGGCUGAAGCAGUGAUAACUGACUUGCUGUGGUUCUACAGGAAUAUUCCUUCAAUGACAGUGUACGUGACGAGAAGCUGAGGUUUAACAAAAAAAAAAAAAAAAAAAAAAAAA
Molecule: messenger RNA, 4417 nt
Organism: Cynoglossus semilaevis (tongue sole)
Lineage: Eukaryota; Metazoa; Chordata; Actinopteri; Pleuronectiformes; Cynoglossidae
Gene: adra2b
Product: adrenoceptor alpha 2B
Exons: 2
Coding region: 921-2471 (516 amino acids)
Biological process (GO): G protein-coupled receptor signaling pathway
Cellular component (GO): plasma membrane
Molecular function (GO): alpha2-adrenergic receptor activity; epinephrine binding
Source: RefSeq, a predicted model, not a curated record